Molecule: messenger RNA, 714 nt
Organism: Penaeus vannamei (Pacific white shrimp)
Lineage: Eukaryota; Metazoa; Arthropoda; Malacostraca; Decapoda; Penaeidae
Source: RefSeq, a predicted model, not a curated record
CCAACGCUCGCCAAGGUAAUCUUCAAUGCUCUUGUUCUUUUUACACUCAAGAGGCGGCACUCCCGUUGCUGUUCCUCUGCAGGCAAGAACAUAGUCGACUCCUCCUACUGUGACAUCGUUUAAAGACCUCAAAAUGUUGUGGGAACCUUCAGGAUGCUGCUGCUUCACUCUCAGGACUGGGAGUCUGGUGUUGGCUUCCAUAGUAAUAUUUUUUGGAACGUGCAGCAUGCUCACUGGGUACCUUGCGAUUUAUGACUUAGACAAGAGUUUUCAAGAAGUUUGCAAGAAUGAGGAAGAUAUCCAAGACUGCAUAACAACUGUUAAGAGGGCUAGUUAUGGGAUCAUUGGAACCAGGUUUGUGGUGGACUUCAUUCAGGUGACAUUUAGCAUCCUCCUGAUCCAUGGUGUCCUUAAGAACAAGACUCGUUUCCUGGUACCCUACAUGAUCAUGAUGUUGGUUGGCAUCAGUAUUCUAAUAAUAAUGGCUCUGAUACUGAUGGGCAUACUGAUAUAUGAGGGCUUUUGGAGGGGAGUGUUCAUUGCUGCCAUUAUCUUUGGUGCUAUUAUCUUCCUCGAAACUUACUUCCUCUUGGUGGUUCGUGCUCUUUAUCUCCAGCUGAAGCGCUCCAAGGGUCAAGCUCACGUGAUUCUGACAGAAGAUUCAAGUUCCGAAAUUAUCAAAGCAUAAGAGGUCACUGCCUGAAUAUGGACACA